Molecule: messenger RNA, 276 nt
Organism: Zychaea mexicana
Lineage: Eukaryota; Fungi; Mucoromycota; Mucoromycetes; Mucorales; Lichtheimiaceae
Exons: 1
Source: RefSeq, a predicted model, not a curated record
ACAAUCGUUGAAAAGAUCACCACGGCGUUGCAGCACUACCAAAGUUCGAUUAGACUUAUGGAGCACGAAAAAUAUGAAAUAGUGGGGUACUGCCGAAAGUCUCCUGGCAAUAAAGCAACACGAGACCGGCUGCGGCUGAUGCAGCACAUGGUUGGUCGUCUUCAAGAGCGGUCAUUAGUUGAUAAGGUCUUUGUUUCUCUUUCUUGCAAGUCGAAUCAACCUAUAAGCGAGCGUAGGGGUCGCAAUUGGAAGGGUCGGGUCGGGUCAAGGGUCUGA